AUGAUACUGAAUGCAAUAACAUCAUCAAGUGAGACAGAAUGUCGAUUGAUAAUUGCAAAUAAUUAUACCCAAAUCAAGACGGAUUGUUUCAAGGAGGAUUAUCGCAUCCAGAUGAACUUGAAUCCUGGCAGAAAACCGGAAGGAUCAGUGGAUGAAGAAGAGGAACGCACGGUUUGCGAUAUAAAAUGCGAUGGAGCCGAUCGAGAUUCUGUUAUAUCGAAAGUACCGAAUUCAAUGGUCAUUGGUAUAUGUGGCGAUCUGGCAAAUGCAGAAAUUCUAGCGUAUCGAUGGAAGUACAUUGCGGUUUCCCUCAAGAUCGUCCUAUUGGUGCAGAACAUCAAGCACGAGUACGCAAAUGAAGAAGCUGUCGACGGAUUUGAACAGUUGAUUCUUUUGGUGGAACGAUUUGCGAUUGGAUAUAAACUGUAA
Molecule: messenger RNA, 429 nt
Organism: Anisakis simplex (herring worm)
Lineage: Eukaryota; Metazoa; Nematoda; Chromadorea; Rhabditida; Anisakidae
Source: the annotation of a GenBank genome assembly